AUGGUGUUCCAUAUUCUGCCCAUCACGUUUGAGAUCUCCGUUGUCUGCGGUAUCCUCACGUACAACUACGGCGCCUCGUUUGCGGCCGUCACGCUGAUGACCAUGUUGGCGUACUCCGUCUUCACCAUAAGAACGACGGCCUGGCGAACCGGGUUCCGAAGACAGGCCAACAAGGCCGACCAGAAGGCUGCCAGCGUGGCGCUCGACUCGCUGAUCAACUACGAGUCGGUGAAAUACUUCAACAACGAGGGCUUCCAGUCGCAGAAGUACGACUCUGCGCUCAACAACUACAAAAACGCCUCGGUCAAGGUGGCCACGUCGCUCGCGUUUCUGAACUCCGGCCAGAACCUUAUCUUCACCACCGCGCUGACCGCAAUGAUGUACAUGGCCUGUCAAGGCGUGGCAGCAGGCUCUUUGACCGUGGGCGACCUGGUGCUCAUCAACCAGCUCGUGUUCCAGCUGUCCGUGCCGCUCAACUUUCUUGGUUCCGUCUACCGCGAGCUGAAACAGUCGCUGCUCGACAUGGAGUCGCUGUUCAACCUGCAGAAGGUGGACGUGAAGAUCAAAUCAAAGCCCAACGCUCCUCCGCUGGAGCUCAGGGGAGGAGAAAUCAAGUUUGAAAACGUGACCUUUGGCUACCAUCCGGACCGGCCGAUUUUGAAAAACUGCUCGUUCACGAUCCCUGCCGGCCAGAAGGUGGCCAUUGUGGGUCCGUCCGGGAGCGGAAAGUCAACAGUUCUUAGACUAGUGUUUCGGUUCUACGACGUCACCAGCGGAAGAAUUUUGAUCGACGGCCAGGACAUCAGAGACGUUGACCUGGACAAUCUACGAAGACACAUUGGCGUGGUCCCGCAGGACACGCCGCUUUUCAAUGACACUAUUUUGGAGAACCUCAGAUACGGUAAUUUGGCUGCCACCGACGAAGAGGUGGACGCGGUGAUCAAGAAGGUCAAGCUGGACACCCUAGUGCGCGACAUGCCAGAUGGCGUACGCACGAUCGUUGGAGAGCGUGGAAUGAUGAUCUCCGGAGGAGAAAAACAGAGACUUGCGAUCGGCAGACUACUUCUCAAAGAUGCUCCGAUUACGUUCUUUGACGAGGCAACGUCCGCUUUGGACACGCACACCGAGCAGGCUUUGCUGAAGACGAUCCGGACAGUGUUCAAAGAGAGCAACAAGACCAACGUCAGUAUCGCUCAUCGUCUGAGAACAAUCGCCGAUGCCGACAAGAUCAUUGUGCUUCGUAACGGAGAAGUUCUGGAGGAAGGUACCCACUACGAGCUUCUGGAACGUAAGCAGUCACUUUACAAGGAGCUGUGGAAUAUCCAGGAGAAUCUGAAUCUGGAAGAGGAGCUUGCUGAGGAGGAUAAGAAGGAGGAGGCCACAAUAGAGGGAAAAGCAUGA
Ogataea haglerorum is the source of this 1401-nucleotide messenger RNA. RefSeq lists its product as uncharacterized. Gene Ontology annotation, biological process: intracellular iron ion homeostasis; transmembrane transport. The transcript has a single exon. Gene Ontology annotation, molecular function: ATP binding; ATP hydrolysis activity; ABC-type transporter activity. The record is from RefSeq and is a predicted model, not a curated record. Gene Ontology annotation, cellular component: mitochondrial inner membrane. Bases 1 to 1401 code for a protein of 466 amino acids. NCBI's taxonomy places the organism in Eukaryota, Fungi, Ascomycota, Pichiomycetes, Pichiales, Pichiaceae.